Molecule: messenger RNA, 640 nt
Organism: Xenopus tropicalis (tropical clawed frog)
Lineage: Eukaryota; Metazoa; Chordata; Amphibia; Anura; Pipidae
Gene: fxyd3
Product: FXYD domain-containing ion transport regulator 3
Exons: 9
Coding region: 237-503 (88 amino acids)
Biological process (GO): regulation of monoatomic ion transport
Cellular component (GO): membrane
Molecular function (GO): ion channel regulator activity
Source: RefSeq, a predicted model, not a curated record
CCAGUAGGGCCAGUUCUCACCUGUGCAGCAGGGUGGGACCCCAGAGGGAGAUAGAAGCUGCUGAGGGCUGAACAAGCUGCCAGUCUGUUCCUGCUUGAUCCAGGGAAAACAACCUUUGUUUUGGGUUAAAAAGAAGAUGGGGCUUGUGGAUCUGUUCAUACACUGCGAGAUUCUCUGAUGCCCUGGCAGGCCAGCCCAAUCCUGUACCAUAGGCUGCGAGGAACUGCUGCUAGAAGAUGCAGGAAGCAACAGUAGCCUUCUUUUUGAUGCUGACAGCUCUCCCUGGUCUCCAUGCUAAGAGUCCCGAACACAACUCGCAGUUCGUCUACGACUAUGAAUCGCUGAAGAUCGGGGGCCUUAUUGUGGCCGGGGUGCUGUGCGCUAUGGGGAUCAUUAUAUUACUGAGUGGGAAAUGCCGAUGCAAAUUCAAUCAGAAGCAGGAUCGCAGGACCCGAGCCCAAGAGCAGCAGCUCAUCACUCCAGGGACGGCCAGUAACUGCUGAUCCACUUUCUUCCCAUGGAGGACCCCCUAACACUCCCGGACACCUAAAUACUCCCCCCUACUCCCAAUCCCUUUGGUUUUGUAACAUAUUACUUCUCAUUUUUAUGGCUACUAACUCAAUAAAGGUCUUUGUUUUCA